AUGGAGAAGAAAGAGGUCGUGGUGGACGAGGCGCCGUCUCUUCCACCACGCAUGCCAUCGCGCAUUCCAACGAGAUUGGUCAUCUGCGUGGACGGCGCUCGCUACGAUCCGAAUAAUACCUCUGAGACGCCCACCAGCGUGUACCGUAUUUUCAGCAGUAUCCAGCAAGGCAGAUGCAUCGACACGCAAACCGGAGUCGCACACAAUCAACUUCCUCGGUACUUCCCAGCCAUCGCUUCUUCAGACGAGGUUUUCUCCGCUCAAAAGCUCCAGGCGACUCUACCCGGCCAAGGAUAUCAUCGGCAGAUUCAAGACGUCUAUGAGGCAUGCUGUCAGCUGACUGGCGCUGAGGAUGAGUUGGUCUUCUUUGGGUUCGCGAGGGGUGCAUAUGUUGUGCGAGCAGUCGCUGGGCUACUGCAUAAUUUUGGGCUUUUGAACAUUGCGGCAGCGCAGAGUGACUUUGGACGAAGUUUCAAGAAGGUGCUGAAGGAGUCUGAUAAGCUCUAUAUGCGACCGCAGUUGGCGCUGUCGAAGUCAAAUUCCGUGUCCAGCGUCUCAACAGCUUCAUCUGGAGAUUUUCGAACACCGCCGACGAUCAAGUUUCUGGGCGCUUUCGAGACCAUCAAAGCUGUCAGUGACGACAGUGCAUACGAUAUCAGCUUCAACACAUCAAUACGACAUCUGCGCCAUGCUGUCGCGCUCCAUGAAGAUAGGAGAGCACUUUCGCCGGAAUACGUCUACCCUGAAUUCCAUGGCCAGGAACUCCGAAAAGAAGGGAAGAGCUUGAUCCAAGCUCAGUUCAUUGGUAGCCAUGGAGACAUGGGAGGCUCUGCGCCGAAAUCUGGCCUUGGACUGUAUCCCGCGCAGUGGAUGAUAUUCGAAGCUAGUGCCUGCGGUGUCAUGUUUGACUUUGAUCACCAGUCAGUCUCGGUCCUCUUCCCCAAAGACGACAGAUCCAAUAAGAGCCAAUCUACAUCAUCAUUCCAGGCAGCCAACGGCGUGGUGACCACGAUCCAAGAUAUCAGACGCAUACACGACUCGUCUCAGCCGGCUCAAAGUCACUACGGCAUCAAGCUGAACACACGACAAGGCACGAUCCGGCAGAAGAAGACUCGAGCUCCGUUCGAGUCCAACGGCUUUCUCAAAGGCUACUGCGAAGAUGCUCCCCAAGGAACGAUCAUCCAUCCGUCAGUUUACAUGCUUCUCGACGAGCACAUCAAUGUAGCUCUCGACACCAAAGAAGCUAAAUUGCAGCGUCAUUUAGAGGAAUGGCGAGAAAGAAUGCUAGGCAGUACCAACGGCCUGGUGAACUUCGGCUUUUGGGGAGACGAAGACAAAAGCGCUGCUCUGGAUGGCGUAUCCGCCCUACGCAUCCUCGUGUGCGGCAAUACAGGUGUCGGAAAGUCGACGUUGAUCAACAAGACAUUCGGCGUCGAUGUCACACAGAGCUCAGAUCGUUCGAGGGGAAUACAUGAUGUUCGCCAGGAGAUUCGCUUCGAGGGGCGGCCGGAUUUGGUCGUGCAUGACAGUGGGGGAUUUGAAGCCGGUGCAGACGCCGAGUUCAUUGCCAUCGAAGAGUUUCUGAAGGAGAAGAGUGAGGUGGUGGAUGUCAAGGAUCGGGUGCAUGUGAUUUGGUUCUGCAUUGAAAUCAACUCGGCGAGAACGAUGCAAAUGGCAACGGAGAAGCUGUUCCAAACUGUGUCGAAGUACGCAGCAGAAGUACCAAUCGUGGUUGUAGCAACGAAGAAAGACGACCUGCUGGACAUUGAGUUCUCAAAGCGAAGGAAAGAGCUGAAGAGGCUCAAAGAACCAUUUGAUGAGGAGGAUUGCGACAGCUACGCUGAAGAGCAACUCAAUACCAGGCUCGAGCAGAUCAGAGAAGAGAUGUUGUCAGUCGAGGGUGGUAGACUUGACGCUCUGGUGGCGGUUUCUCAAGAUGACAACCCCUCAAUAUCUGAGCUCAGCAAAGUUACCUCCCACACGUUCGACUUGGACAAGGUUCGCAUUCUCUUCGUCCGCGCGCAGACCGCAAAAAUCGAUUUAAAGGUGGAACUAGCCGAAAUCGAACUCAUCCGCCGAUAUAAAGCGCUGAUACGCACUUCAUCCGGACUCGGAUUCAUUGCUGGAGCUGGGUCGAUUCAUCGUCGAGCGGCUGCGAACAAGGUCUGUCAGGCUAUCGUGGGGUGUUUUGGUUUGUCGGUCUCGGCGGACAAGGCUUUGGCGGCUAUGAAGACGAAUGUGUGGAAUCAUCUUGGGUUUGAUCCUCAUGUUGCGCUUGCAGGGUUCGCGGGAGGCAUUCCAGCCUGGCUCGUGACAGGAAGCAUUUCAAUGCCACUCAUCGUUCCAGCCACAGCUCGACUCUUCUUGACCAUGUCCUGUGAUCUCAUACUGGUAUUGGUCAGAUCUUUCCGAGAAGUGGCCUUCCGUGGCAGCGAGGGCCAGCCUUCGGAAAGAGAUGUCGAAAAAGCAGCCCGCAUGUACCGUCUCAAGGGGUACACGACCCAUGUGCACAAAGAGGUCAAGCAGCUGGUGCCGAAGAAGAACUUGGCCGCAAGCUACAAGUACGAUAAAGUGCAAAGCACCGUGGAGGAUAUGAUCGAAACGUACAAGGAGAAACUGAUGAAUGACGAGAACAUGCCGAAUCCCGCUCCCUCGUCGAGAAUGAAGAAGCUAUCCCUUUCUCUCCGAAGAGGCAACAGGAACAGCGACGCGGACUCUAUAACAUCCAGCAUCCCCGACAUCACCUCCCCCGUCGAAGACUCCUCGGAAGACGACGACGGUGACAACGCCGAGAAGGACUUCUACGCCGAGCUCCACGAAGCGCAUAAGAAAGCCGUGGAACUGGAGGCUCAGGGCCCGAUGUCAGGACUCUCUCCUACCAGGGAUCCUGUGGAGAUGGAGAGCGCAGCAGCCGCGGUUUGA
Molecule: messenger RNA, 2922 nt
Organism: Zasmidium cellare ATCC 36951
Lineage: Eukaryota; Fungi; Ascomycota; Dothideomycetes; Mycosphaerellales; Mycosphaerellaceae
Exons: 10
Coding region: 1-2922 (973 amino acids)
Molecular function (GO): GTP binding
Source: RefSeq, a predicted model, not a curated record